Paramisgurnus dabryanus is the source of this 3050-nucleotide messenger RNA. RefSeq lists its product as uncharacterized. NCBI's taxonomy places the organism in Eukaryota, Metazoa, Chordata, Actinopteri, Cypriniformes, Cobitidae. The record is from RefSeq and is a predicted model, not a curated record.
GAAGAAGGGAAAGGAAACGAGGAUAUACAAAUAAGAAUUGAGAAGCACCCAAGUACAAAGGACGCGUGAAAAAACCCGGAAGUGUUCUUGCUAUCGAGGAUGCAUCGAGUGCAGACUUGCGCGCUGAAGUCGCUAUUGCGGCAAAACAAUGCCCGAGGAUCUCGUUCUUCUAUACUCUUUGUUAUUAUGAAGCGAUUGCGAAUAUGCGAGAGGGUUGAUCCCCCGAUGUUUAAUUUGUGAAUACGGUCUUGCAGCAGAAUAUGUUUGAUUCGUGAAUACACUUCAACAUGAUACAUUACUGGUCGUCGUUUUUACCUUAAACACCCAAGUUAGCUGAACAUGAAGACGACCAUUUUACUCUUCAUCAUCUCUUUAUUUAUCAACGGUGUUGUUACACAUGAGUCAGUGUCCGUGAUGGAGGGAGAUUCUGUGACUCUAUACACUAAUACUGUAAUACAUAAAGGUUAUCUGAUCGAGUGGAGGUUUGGAGAUGAUCAUUAUCUCAUAGCUAGAGUCAACGGUGGUACCAAUAGAGUUAAAAUAUAUGCUGAUGUUCUUAAUGGGAGAUUCAGAGACAGACUGCAGGUGAAUGAUCAGACUGGAGAUCUCACCUUCACAAACAUCACAACUCAACACACUGGACUUUAUCAACUAGAGAUCAUCAACAUGGGGAAUACAACAAAGACAUUUAACAUUAAUGUGUUUGGUGAUAAAGUGAAGACAGUGAUGAUGGGAGAUUCAUUCAUUCUACACAAUAAUGUUAUCAAGAAAUCAGGAGAUGAGAAAAUUGUGUGGAGGAUUCAACACAACAGCUCUACUGUAGCUGAAAUAAUCAGAAAUGGAAAGGAGACAAAUGAUAAAGUUCAUGAUGAGAGAUUCAGAGGCAGACUGAAGGUGGAUGAUCAGACUGGAGAUCUUAUCAUCACAAACAUCACAACUGAAGACUUUGGAUCUUAUGAAGUAGAUAUCACUGUCGGCAGACACACAUAUACUAUACACAGAUCAUUCACUGUCAAAGUUGUCUCGUCUUCGUGUGGAUUUAUGCCUAUUUGUGUAUCCGGUUCAUCUCCAUCUCCAUCACAAGGAAUUCACCCACGAGCACUAGGAUCUGCCACCGUAGCCUUUGUCUGUCUCUGGACUGCCCAUUAUAUCAUCUGUUUCACAUUCAUUAAUAAACUGUUAACCUUUCACCUGCAUUUGCCUCCUAUCUUUUAUACCUGUCGUCACAAGAACAGAGUCAAUGAGACAGUCCGGAUGAACGAGAAACGUGUUGGUGGUGCUAAUGAUGAUGGUGCUGCUGCUGGUGCUGAUGAUGAUGGUGGUGGUGGUUCUGCUACUGAUGAUGAUGGCGCUGCUGCUGCUGCUUCCAGAAGAGAAGAUCCAGAGGAGAAGAGAGGAGGAGAUAGAGAUGUUGAGUUUGCCUAAAAGCAGUCAGUAGCAAAACUACAGAAUCAUCAGCAUUUUUAACACAUUAAUUUCGGUAAAUUACCAUGAAUUUACCAAAAUGACUUUUUUGUUCUCACAAGCAGUGACGUUUUGUCUUUUUACUAUUAAGACAUCAUUCCCACAUCAGUGCCAAAAUAGCGGUAAACUCUGUGAGAAAGUAGAAGUUACCUCUCAGUGUUCUAUUUGUAAACAAUAUUGCGUUAUGUAACAGUGCCGGGAUAAACCUGUCAUCUGAGGCCCGUUUCAGAAAGGAGGUUAAGUGAAAGUAUGUUAAGCCUGAAUAAGAGAAACUCUGGGUUUUUCAUUUCAGAAUGGGAGGUAUGUUUAACCUGAUACAGUGUGGUAACUCAAGCCUGUUUCAGAAGGAAAAGUAACUUAUACUCCGAGUCUGAUUUUAGGGUAACUUACUCUGUGAACCUAACCUUGUCAAGAGCAGGUUUUAUCUCCUCCACAUUUUUAAAUGUAUGUCAUUAGUUCAUUUACUACAAUCAUUCAUUCAAUUAUUACUUACACUGUAAAACAGUGUUUUAGCUGUCUUUAAGUUGUAAUCAAAUUGCCAGUGCAAGUCAUUUUAACUUACUACUUUAUAUACAACGAUCAGCCAUAACAUUAUGACCACAUGCCAAAUCAGAACCAGCAUUAACUUUUUCAACAAUGUCAGCUACAGUUCCUCGUCUGUUGGAUCAGACCACACAUGCCAGCAUAUUCUCCUCACAUGCAUCACCGAGCCUUGGCCGUCCAUGACCCUUUCACCGGUUCACGGCUUUUCCUUUUGUCCAUGGGCGUUUUUGGAACCGAAAAAGUAGAUUAACUUUGUUUAAAUCAUAGUUAAGUGUAUCAUAAACGACACUGAGCUGCGAUGCUAUGUAAAAUGUGUGGUAUAAACAACGUUUGAUUCACAUUGAGACAGCGACCUAUCUCUGAGCCUGCAUUCCCAGCAAUGAGUGUUGUAAAGAACUCAUAAUGAACAUGAAUAUACUUUAAAUGCAAAAUAUACUUUUGUACAAUUUGAAUUUACUUGAUUUGUGAUUUACAUAAUUGAUCUACAUAAAGUUAUUCCCAAGCUUAACAAUUUUGGUAAUUACCAGUUGUUCUGGAUCUAUGAAAAUUAUGAGAAUUCAGAUGUGGACCUUUGAUUGUAAACUUUGAGAACCCCUUUCAUAGAAGGUAUGUAACUUUAUUUAGUGCCAAAAUUAAACAACCCUAAUAUUUGCCUUCAAAAUGUUAUGGUCAAUUAUUACCUUAUUUGAAAGGGUCAUGAAUAAUAAUGUUGAGCUCUGCUCUGAUUGGCUGUUUGUCAGAGCAGCUCCUUAAGUAGCUCUGUGUGUGUGUGUUAACUGACCUCAUAUGAGUCCGUAUCAGAUGAAGAUGCAGAUUUUGAGGAAUAAUCAACUGUUUGUACAUUGUAAAUGGACAUUUCUGAUUAUCUGUGCCAUCUGAAAUACACGAUUUGAAAUAUUAACUGAAGAUAGUUUGUCUUGGUCACUGUAACCUUUUUAAGGUAAUGUCAGUAUUGAUGGUCCUUUAAUUUAUUGUAUGUAAACCUACUUAAUGGUGCAAUCUAACUGGUUCAGUGUUACUUAAAUAAACUUUUUUUGUAAAAA